UCACUUGGAGCUGUACCAAACGAACCUUUCAACAAGGAAACACCCUCUCUUGUUUGAUUCCGUUACUUUUAGGCAGUUUCAGCAAACGUUCUAUUUAACUCUGCAACAAAAGCACUCAAUCCUCUAAUCAAGAAACGCUCCAUGCUCUUUCUUUCGUUCAAGCUCAUAAAUUCUUGGCUUACAAAGAAACUACUUUUUGGGAAGUUGGUGAACUGAAAGCUCUCAAGAGCAAAUAGAAACAUUUUUAUUCAUAUCAAACGUAUGGCUAGCAAGCUACGACUUGACUUUUGCUGAAAUCUUGUUACAACGAAUCCAAUAUGGCAUCAGUUUUAGCGGGAGAUGAUCUAGCAGCAAGAUCACUGAGCAGCGGAAGAGGGUGGGGGUCGGCAAGGUUCCGGGAAAUUUGGCAAUCUCCACCAGAAGUUUUCGAGCGGAGCCGACGGCAUGAUACGGAAGAAGACCUCAUGUGGGCUGCCAUCGAACGACUUCCAACGUAUGAUCGUUUGAGAAAAGGUAUGCUAAGGAAAGUUGCUGAUAAUGGGAACGUAGUUCUUGACGAAGUUGACGUAACUAAGCUUGGAACACAACAUAAGAAGCAGCUGAUGGGGAGUAUUUUGAAGGUUGUUGAAGAAGACAAUGAAAACUUUCUUAGGAAAUUAAGGGACAGAACUGAUAGAGUUGGUAUUGAAAGUCCAAAGAUUGAAGUUCGAUUUGAGCGUUUGUCAGUUGAAGGAGACGUGUAUGUAGGAAGUAGAGCUCUUCCUACGCUGCUUAAUGUUACCUUGAACACAGCGGAGAGUAUUCUUGGAUUGAUUCGGCUUCUACCAACUAAGAAGAGAAAGAUUGAGAUUCUUAAAAAUGUUAGUGGAAUGGUCAAACCAUCAAGGAUGACCCUGCUCCUCGGUCCUCCAGCCGCAGGGAAAACGACAUUGCUGCUGGCACUUGCAGGAAAGCUUGAUCAUGAUCUAAGGUCUUGUGGGAGAAUUACCUACUGUGGUUAUGAAAUGAAUGAGUUUGUCCCUCAAAGAACAUGUGCUUAUAUCAGUCAACAUGAUCUUCACCAUGGUGAAAUGACCGUGAGGGAGACACUGGAUUUCUCGGGACGGUGUCUGGGUGUUGGCAUGAGGUAUGAAAUACUGAAAGAGCUCUCUAAGCGGGAACAAGAAGCAGGAAUUAAGCCAGAUCCAGAAAUUGAUGCUUUCAUGAAAGCAACAGCAAUGGCAGGCCAAGAAACUAGCUUGGUCACAGAUUAUGUUCUUAAGAUACUUGGAUUAGAAAUUUGUGCGGAUACUCUGGUUGGAGACGAAAUGCGAAGAGGGAUUUCUGGUGGGGAAAAGAAGCGUUUGACCACAGGAGAAAUGUUGGUUGGACCAGCAAAGGCCUUCUUUAUGGAUGAAAUAUCAACAGGGCUGGACAGUUCUACAACUUUCCAGAUUUGCAACUUCAUGAGGCAAAUGGUUCAUGUCAUGGAUGUAACCAUGGUCAUUUCUCUUCUACAACCAGCACCAGAGACAUAUGAUCUUUUUGACGACAUUAUCCUACUCUCGGAGGGUCAAAUUGUCUACCAAGGUCCUAUUGAAAGUGUCCUUGAGUUCUUUGAAUACAUGGGUUUUAAAUGCCCUGAAAGAAAAGGAGUUGCUGAUUUUUUGCAACAAGUAACUUCCAAGAAGGACCAAGAGCAAUAUUGGUUCAGAAAGGACCAACCUUACAGACAUGUUACAGUUUCUGACUUUGUGCAGGGCUUCAACUCAUUCCACAUAGGCCAAAAGCUUGCGUUGGAUCUUACGGUUCCUAAUGACAGAUCCGACGCACCCCAUCCAGCAUUAGUUGCAGAAAAGUAUGGCAUUUCAAAUUGGGAUCUGUUCUGGGCAUGCUUUGCGAGGGAGUGGCUGCUAAUGAAACGUAACGCAUUCGUGUACAUAUUUAAGACUACCCAAAUUACAAUCAUGUCACUAAUUGGCAUGACAGUAUUCUUUAGAACAGAAAUGCAUGCAGGCACUUUGGAAGACGGAGGAAAGUUUUUUGGAGCAUUGUUUUUCAGCCUAAUUAAUGUGAUGUUUAACGGGAUGGCAGAACUUGCGUUGACAGUUUUAAGGCUUCCUGUUUUCUAUAAACAAAGGGACUACUUGUUCUACCCUGCAUGGGCUUUUAGCCUUCCUAUUUGGGUCCUCAGGAUCCCAUUGUCAUUUGUGGAAUCAGGAAUAUGGAUCAUCCUCACAUACUACACAAUUGGAUUUGCUCCAGCUCCUAGCAGGUUCUUCAGACAGUUCUUGGCAUUCUUCGGCAUCCAUCAGAUGGCUCUAUCCCUCUUUAGGUUCAUUGCUGCUGUGGGGAGAACCGAAGUCCUUGCAAGCGCAUUGGGUACCUUCACCUUGCUAAUCAUUUUUGUGCUUGGAGGAUUCAUCGUUUCCAAAAAAGACAUUGAGCCAUGGAUGAUAUGGGGCUACUAUUUGUCUCCUAUGAUGUAUGGACAGAAUGCCAUAGUCAUGAAUGAGUUUCUUGAUAAAAGAUGGAACGCUCAAAAUAAUGACACCAGAAUUAAUGCCGCCACUGUUGGUCAAGUCCUUCUCAAGACUAGAGGCUUUUUUACAGAAGAUUAUUGGUUUUGGAUUUGUGUUGUGGCACUUCUCGGGUUUUCUAUUAUCUUCAACAUUUUAUUUAUUGGAGCGUUGAUUUACCUGAAUCCUCUGGGUGAUUCCAAAGCAGUAGUUGUUGACAAAGAUGAAACUAAGAAGAAUGAAGAGUCAUUCUCUGGACAACACACAGAAGAAGGCGCUGCUAUCUCAGCGAGAAAUUCUUCAAAUGUUUCCAUUGUUGUGGACCGGGCAACUAGAAAAGGAAUGGUGUUGCCUUUCCAACCCCUCUCACUUGCAUUCAACCACAUUAACUACUACGUGGAUAUGCCUUCUGGAAUGAAAAGUCAGGGAGUUAUAGAGGAUCGUCUUCAGCUGCUACGAGAUGUCAGUGGUGCUUUUAGAGAAGGUAUUUUGACAGCAUUAGUGGGUGUCACUGGUGCUGGGAAGACAACCCUGAUGGAUGUGUUAGCAGGAAGGAAAACAGGGGGAUAUAUUGAGGGAAGUAUUAGCAUCUCUGGUUACCCAAAGAACCAAGCUACAUUCACUCGUGUCAGUGGCUACUGCGAACAAAAUGAUAUCCACUCGCCUAAUGUCACUGUUUAUGAAUCUCUCCUGUACUCGGCCUAUCUCCGCCUUUCUUCAGAAAUUGACACUAAGACAAGGAAGAUGUUCAUUGAAGAAGUUAUGGAGUUGGUUGAGCUUAAGCCAAUAAGGGAUGCUUUAGUUGGGCUUCCGGGAAUAGAUGGUCUUUCAACAGAACAAAGGAAGAGGUUGACGAUAGCGGUUGAAUUGGUUGCUAAUCCUUCUAUCAUCUUUAUGGAUGAGCCAACAUCUGGACUCGAUGCCAGGGCUGCUGCAAUUGUCAUGCGUACAGUGAGAAACACUGUUGAUACAGGUAGAACUAUAGUGUGCACAAUUCACCAGCCAAGCAUAGACAUCUUUGAAGCUUUUGAUGAGCUGCUAUUGAUGAAAAGGGGAGGGCAAAUCAUUUAUGCUGGACCUCUUGGUCUCAACUCUCACAAUCUUGUAGAGUAUUUUGAAGCAAUACCGGGGGUUCCAAAGAUCAAGGACGGAUAUAAUCCUGCAACAUGGAUGCUUGAGAUCAGCACUCCAGCAGUUGAGGGUCAACUGAACGUAGACUUUGCAGAAAUUUAUGCUAAAUCCUCACUUUAUCAGAGGAAUCAAGAACUUAUCAAAGAGCUCAGUACUCCAGCUUCAGGCUCCAACGAUCUCUACUUCCCAACCAAAUAUGCCCAACCAUUCCUUUCUCAGUGCAAGGUUUGUUUCCUGAAACAGCAUUGGUCUUACCUAAGGAACCCUCAGUAUAAUGCCAUUAGGUUCUUGAUAACAUUUGUUCUUGGAGUCUUGUUUGGCCUCAUCUUCUGGAACAAAGGACAACAAAUAGCAAAACAACAAGAUGUGUUGAAUUUUUUUGGAGCGAUGUAUUCUGCUGUGUUUUUCCUUGGAGCUGUCAACGCUUCCUCAGUGCAAGCAAUAGUUGCAAUUGAGAGAACAGUCUUCUAUCGUGAAAGAGCAGCUGGCAUGUAUUCUCCACUGCCUUACGCAUUUGCUCAGGUGGCUAUAGAGACAAUUUAUACCUCAAUUCAGACUCUCAUUUACGUUCUGCUUCUUUACGUGAUGAUCGGGUAUGAGUGGAAGGCUGGAAAAUUCCUAUGGUUCUACUACUACAUAACAAGUAGUUAUGUCUACUUCACACUGUAUGGUAUGAUGGUUGUUGCACUAACUCCAGGCCACCAUAUUGCUACAAUUGUCAUGACUUUCUUCCUCAGUUUCUGGAACAUAUUCUCUGGUUUUCUCAUUCCUAGACCGCAAAUCCCUAUAUGGUGGAGGUGGUACUAUUGGGCCACUCCAUUGGCUUGGACACUCUAUGGCCUUAUUACCUCUCAAGUGGGAGACAAAGACAUUUUGCUUGAGGUACCUGGAUCCGCUGACAUACCGCUGAAAACAUAUAUUAAGGAAAUGCUUGGCUUCGAGUAUGACUUCCUUCCAGUGGUUGCUGUGGCACAUAUUUUCUGGUGCCUGCUCUUCUUCUUCGUCUUUGCCUAUGCUAUCAAGUUCCUCAACUUCCAAAGGAGAUAAUAAGCUUCUUUCAAACUCAAGUUAGUUUUAGGAUUAUCUAUAUAUUACAUUACAUGAGAUAAUUAAUACAAUAAGAAUGACCUAAUAAAAUUAACAAUACUUUACAAUUUUUAUGAUACAUAUAUUAGGAGGUACAAGGGGGCAAGUGGUAUGGAACUUGAGAGCUCAAUCUUUUUGAAAGAUCAGUAACACCUACCAAGUCUGAAAUAAUAGUUCAUGAACUACUAAUUUAGUUUCAUAUUCA
Messenger RNA from Theobroma umbraticum, 4920 nucleotides. RefSeq names its product ABC transporter G family member 39-like. Gene Ontology annotation, cellular component: membrane. NCBI's taxonomy places the organism in Eukaryota, Viridiplantae, Streptophyta, Magnoliopsida, Malvales, Malvaceae. The record is from RefSeq and is a predicted model, not a curated record. Gene Ontology annotation, molecular function: ATP hydrolysis activity; ABC-type transporter activity; ATP binding.